Molecule: messenger RNA, 450 nt
Organism: Lathyrus sativus (Indian pea)
Lineage: Eukaryota; Viridiplantae; Streptophyta; Magnoliopsida; Fabales; Fabaceae
Source: the annotation of a GenBank genome assembly
AUGGACGAAACACCUGUUCAGUACCUCCUUCGCCACCACCCAGAGCAGGAGGGAUUUAGUAAACAGGAGGUUGUCCGUGCAAAAUUUGGAAAAUUUGGGCUACUUAGUUGUAAUCAUCUUACCCCCAUUGUCAAACUAUCAAGAGGGCAGAAAUCUCGGGUGGUUUUCACAUCGAUAUCCAUGUCAAAACCUCACAUUUUAUUGUUAGAUGAACCCACAAAUCAUCUGGAUAUGCAAAGUAUUGAUGCAUUGGCCGACGCGCUGGAUGAAUUCACGGGUGGAGUUAUUCUUGUUAGUCACGAUUCUAGGUUGAUAUCACGGGUCUGUGAUGAUGAAGAAAGAAGUCAAAUUUGGAUUGUUGAGGAUGGCACAGUCAAAAUUUUCCCUGAAACAUUUGAAGAUUACAAGGAAGAUUUGCUGAAAGAGAUUAAAGCUGAAAUUGAUGAUUGA